Nilaparvata lugens (brown planthopper) is the source of this 4874-nucleotide messenger RNA. Its product is annotated as solute carrier family 35 member F5-like. Gene Ontology annotation, cellular component: membrane. Gene Ontology annotation, biological process: regulation of peptide transport. Lineage: Eukaryota; Metazoa; Arthropoda; Insecta; Hemiptera; Delphacidae. The record is from RefSeq and is a predicted model, not a curated record.
UGUUUAUGAAAAGAAUCGAACAUGGAAGAACGAAGAAGUGAGUCGAAACUGAAUAGGUGUUGGUUUGAGUGAUUAGUUUUGAAUUGAAAUUCAAACUGUUUCAAUAAUUUCUUGCUUCAAAAGACAUUUUCAAAUUAAUUAAUCGUUUGAAGUUUGCAGAUUACAAUUGAAUUGAUAGGUCGGUUGGUUAGUAAAGAUAAGGCUUCAUCGUUUCCAAACUUGCAGCCGAAUUCUUAUCUUGAUUCCUCCUAUCCGGAAUACAGUAAUUUUUUAUCACGUACAUAUUACUUAUUUUCCAUUAAGUUUUAACCCCUGUGUAUAACUAAAAUUAUACUGAUUCAGCAACAUUUCAAAUGAAGAAAGUAAACCGUAAAAAAUACAAACCUAUCAGUUCGAUAUGUCGGCGUUAGAGGUUAGAACUGGAGACCCGUUUUUAGGCGGAAUGCUAAAUAAAUCCCAGCGAUUAAUGUUGGGACUGUUUGUGCUAUUAUUAGUAGAUGUGAUAUGGGUUUCAUCAUCGGAACUGACAAAGUACAUCUACAAGAAUGCGAAGUUCGAAAAGCCUUUCUUCAGCACUUAUUUGAAGACUUCCAUGUUUUCCGUUUACUUGCUGGGAUUAUGUCUUUGGCCACCAUGGAGAGACCAAUGCAACAGACCUUCAAAUUACAUGUACAUUGAACCUGAUAUGGACGAUGAGUUUUAUACUGAAGCAAAUACUAGUCUUGUAAAGUGAUCCACAUUCGUGCCGAUCAAGUUUCCUGAAAGAAAUGAAAGAAACUCCGGCACUGAGAGUGAUGAUUCAGUGCAGAGAUCCGUUCGAUUUAGCAAAAUGGCAGAGGUACGCCACAUGUCUGAGUCGGAUGCGAAGGAGGCGCUGCUGGCGCGGCUGUCGUAUCAGGCCAGUCUGCGAGCCAAUGACGCGGCGCGUCGACAAGCCUGUAAACUGGGCGUCGACAAGGUGGCCAAACUGGCGCUUGUCUUCUGCCUGCUUUGGUUUGUCGCCAACUACACAUUCCAGGCAGCGUUGUCGGAGACAGAGAGCGCAGUGGCGACCGCUCUCUCCUCUUCGUCUAGUCUGUUCACGCUGCUGCUGUCUGCACUCUUCCCCUCCAACCUGGGUGAUCGCUUCUCUCUCUCCAAACUGGUCGCCGUCUUUGUCAGCAUCUGCGGAUUGAUCCUUGUUAGUCUGUCCGACAUGUCGACAAAAGUGCAAGUUCCUUUUGGAGCAAUACUAUCCCUGAUUAGUGCUUUCUUUUAUGCGUGCUAUCUAGUCUUGUUGAGGCGUAAAGUUGACCAUGAAGAUAAAAUGGACAUUCCUGUAUUUUUCGGAUUUGUUGGUCUCUUCAACUUUCUUCUUCUUUGGCCAAUGUUCUUUCUUCUCCACUACACACAUUGGGAGUCGUUUGAAUGGCCCAACAAACACCAAUGGACUUUUCUUCUCAUUAAUGGACUGGUGGGCACAGUGUUCUCUGAAGUUUUGUGGCUAUGGGGCUGCUUUCUGACAUCGUCGUUGAUAGCGACUGUAGCAAUGAGCCUGACAAUUCCGAUGUCGAUGUUGGCCGACGUGCUGUUCGAGCGGGUGCACUACCCUGGCCUCUUCUACCUCGGGUCGCUGCCGAUGGUCCUAUCCUUCAUCACAGUUACCAUUCUAGCACACUACGAGAACCACGACCCAGUCCUCGAGGGCCUCAGACGGCUCUUCUCGUGUUGGUGUUCGAGAGGAAGACCAAUUAGGAUUUCGGAGUGUGAAGUGGAACAAACCGAGUCACUCAUAGGAAUCAAUGAUAGCGCUGAUCACGAAGCCUGAAAUAGUAUUGCCAAGUAAAUUAAGGGAUUUUUACGUCUGUGAUUGCAAUGGAAAUUCUUAAUAGUUUGUUCCUGUAAUUUGGAUUAUGGUACUUUUUAUAACUGUGUGACUAUGUUUUAUUAUUUUGUCAGACUUAAUCUAGAACAUUGGGUUAGAAAAACUUUAUCAACAGUAUUCAAUUAUUCAGUAUCAAAGUACAAAAUUCAAAGAGAUGCUUAGGUCACUAUUCUUUGUACAGUAAAAAAUAUGGAGUCAUUAGAUUGGAGUGAAAUUCCGAAUUGAACAUUUCCCAAGGGUGAAUGAGUAACUGGUCCAUCCAUAUCUAUUCUAAGCAAUAGUAAAUGACCUUAAUAUAAAAAUUCAUUGACACGUUUUGUUAUCCAUUGUGAUUAAACUAUUGGAAAUGUAAAACCCACAAAUUUAUUGCUUUGGAAAUAUUCAAUUCCACUUUAUUGUAUAGUAGAAUUUUAUUUAUUCACGGUAGAUGUUCUUACAAAUUGAAAGCUUCGAAUUUUAUUAUUGUGAUUUUUGUUUUAAAAUAAUGUUUAACCACCACUCACAAUCACACACGUGGACGUUGAAUUGUAUUCUAUUUAUGUUUUGUUUUAAUAGUUGUAAAUUAGUUGAAAUUUUUCGUUACUAUUUGGUUCCAUAGAACUAUUUUAUUUAUCUAUAUGCUAUAAAGUUGGUCUGUGUCAAUCAGGAUAAGUUAAUAAUUUAUGCAUUAAGAUACAGAGGUCCUUAUCUAGUCACCAUAUCCUUUAAACAAUCAUUUGAAUUGUGAUGAGUGUAGUAUAUGAGAUCUAUCCAUUCCUUAUUAUUUGAGUCCUAUUAUCCUGCGAAAUAAAAAUAACUAAAUGGACUUUCGAGCGUCCAAUAACAAGUGCAAUGAAAAAUUUGUAUGCGUUUUCUGGCACAUUAAUAAAUAUCAGGAAAUCAUUCCCCUAGUUCCACCUAUAAUGUAGAGUUAAUCUGUUAGACAUUGUCAAAUUUUCAGAGAACUUUCAUUAUUUUUAUUCAGCAUACAGACAAAUUAUAAAAUAAUUCUUGACAUUUCAUAAUAUAUUCUCUAUGGGGGGGGGGGGGAAUCACAAUCUUUGUAUUUAGUUUCAGGGCUAUUGUAAAAUAUGUAUUUUAUUCCAAGUAUUAAUUCCCAUCAAUUGAUGUCCAGAACCAUAAAUUUGUCAAAUUUAAUUUUCUGUUUUCGUAUUUUUACUUUAGUAUUAUCAGUUCCACUGUUUCCGCACAACAUUUUUCCAUUGAAUUUGACUUAUUCUUAUUUUAUAUUGUGGUUUUUAUACUUCCACACUAGUAUUAUUAUUUCCAAUGUUUCCCACUAUAUUAUUUUCAUUUCUCAUAUUUUUAUGUUUAGUUUGUAAACUCAAGUAUUACUUCAUCCUGGAAAAUUGCUGAGUCAUACCCGGUUCAAUCUAUAAUGAUGAGAUAUAUGCGGACUAUUCUAUAACCUGAAAUCAGCCCCCAAAUAUUUUCAAGAUACAUGUGAUAGUAGAAGACAGAUUUAUUUAUUUAGUUUUAGAAUUUUUCAAAGAUAUAUUCAUACAGAAUACAACAGUAUUACAGUAUUUUCUUCACUUCUCAUACUUGAUUCAAUGUGCACCAGGUGCAUUCAUUUGUUGAGCAUACAUAGGAGUGAAUCUAUCUUUUUUUAAAUUUACAUUGACAGAUUUUUAACGAGUUUAUAAAACAUUUAAACGUGAUGAACAGUGGAAAUCAGUUAGGUAGACCUAAGACAUAUCAUGAAAACAAUAAUAAUAAUAAUUGAUGAAUAAACGGUCGCGAAUUCCAAUUUAUACAUUUAAUAAUUGUUGGAUUGAUUACUUCUGAUUUUUCAUCAUUUUUCUUAGGCUCAACUCACACUUUCGCGACUCAGUUCGAGAAGAGACUCGACUCUAGUCGAGAGCAUGUGUUUGCAAAUGGUGACAGUCGCGGAAACCAGAAUCGACUGGUGUGAUUGUCACCAUUUGGAAACACAUGCUCUCCACUAGAGUCGAGUCUCUUUUCGACCUGAGUCGCCUAAGUGUGAGUUGAGCCUUAGUAUUAUUUUAUAAGUUAUAUUUUCAAUUGACUGAUAUCAUCAAUUACAUCAACAUUGGAGAUGAAAUUCGUUCUUUUAUCCAUCAUUCACCUAUUUAUACGUUCACCAAUUAUUUUCACGUUUGAAUAUCUAUGUGUAGGACGGGCAGUUCCAAUUCCAUUAAAACUACACUAUUAUAACUAUUAUGCUAUUCUGUGAAAAAUAUUAUUCUUGUUGUGAAAAUUUCUUAAUAAUAAACUCCAUUUUUAAUUAUAUAUUGUACUGAUAUUUUAAAAAUUUAAAUUCAUCAUAUAAUUAUUUCCAAAUUGAUUCACAAUAAUUCAAGGUCCAGAAUUAAUUGUAUAUUUUAUUUUCAUUUAAUUCAUAUCCACAGUCGUUGGUUUUAUUUUCAUGAGGUUAAAAUAGUAUUUGAACCUUUUAUUAGAUAAUAAUUUUUUUAAUCUAUAUCAUGAAAAUUAAUUAUAUGUUAAAAGUUAGAGAAUGAAUGAAUUAAUUAUUAUUCAAGUUUCAUUUAAUCUUAGGUAGCUGCACAAAAUUAUUAAACUGAAAUUAAUCUUAUGUUAAUCUUUCAAGUAGCCCUAUCAAAGUAAUUUAAAAGCUAAUUUUCUUAUCCUAAUUCCAUUUUAUGAUAGAUUAUAUGAAAAACUGUAUCUCUAUAAAAUGUUUUCAUUGAAACUCAAAAGAUCUAAGUGAACCUUUAGAAAUUUACCACUUUAGCUCAUUCAAAUUUCAUGAAUAAUUCUAAAAACAAUAUAUUUCUAUCUAUUGCGUUAUAAUAGUAAAGUAGUUUGAAAUAAAUUUCUCAUUUUCAUUGAAACACUUGAAUAAUGCGAACCUACCUGUCUGCCCCAUACAAACUUGAUUGAUGUAUCAGGAUUUCUUUUUGAGCACAAUUUUGUAAGUGAAGUUUCAUUGGGUGAAUUGUUUUUAGUAUUGUUAAAUUGUCUUGGAUAAUACAUAUUUGUAAAUUAAAUUGAAAAAGUCAAUUAUAAUUUUUUCAUAUCCCAGAAA